Molecule: messenger RNA, 2226 nt
Organism: Bradysia coprophila
Lineage: Eukaryota; Metazoa; Arthropoda; Insecta; Diptera; Sciaridae
Product: glucose dehydrogenase [FAD, quinone]-like
Molecular function (GO): oxidoreductase activity, acting on CH-OH group of donors; flavin adenine dinucleotide binding
Source: RefSeq, a predicted model, not a curated record
UAACUCAUUCAUUAUUGAAACAUCAACGUAGCUGAACGUUCAAACCAACAAUGGGCGACUUACGUAUUAUUCAAUUGUUUUACUCAGUAGCAAUUGUAAUCCUUGCUAUUGCCUGUCUUUGUUCUGUUUCUGCGGAAGGUCAAAAGGCUAACGAAGGAACAUGUUCUGCUUCAAGUGGUGACUGCCGCGUCAAUAAAAAUUACCUUUUGACGAAUAUUGAAACCAGUCAUUUCCACGAGAAACCACAAAAGAAAAUGGAUCUGAUGUACUCUUCUCCACUUGCAUCAACCUUUGAGUAUUUAACCCGAUUGUUUUAUAAAGAGACCUCAUUACGCGAUCUUUUUAAAGAGUUUUACGAGGCAGAUAGACGUAAUGCUGAGCUAAGUUGUGAGUCGGACGGAAAAGACGAGGAAUACAAUUUUAUUGUAGUUGGAGGUGGUUCCGCUGGUUCCGUUGUAGCUAAUCGUCUUGCCAUGGAUUAUCACAAUUACAAGGUCCUUCUGCUGGAGAGCGGAGGGAAUCCAUUUCCGUUAUCUAACGUUCCAGGUUUGGUGUUCGAUCUAAUGAACAAUCCUGAGAUUGACUGGUCCGACAAAAUUGCACCUCAACGAAACGCUUGUCAGGCUUUUAAGGACAAUGGUUGCAUUUUCCAAAGAGGCAAAGGUAUCGGAGGCUCAUCUAACUUAAACUUUAUGGUUGCCAUGCGUGGAAAUCCAAAUGAUUACGAUAGGUGGGCAAAUGAGACCGGUGAUGAACGGUGGAGCUACGAAAGUCUAUUGCCAUUUUUCAAGAAAAUGGAAAGCUAUCGGGGAGACUUUCCCAUUGAUGAUGUUCAUGGUACGGAUGGUCCAAUGAACAUCGAAGUUAGCCGAUUUGCUCCACUAACUGAAGAAUGGUUAGCAGUCGGCAAAGAAUUAGGUUUUGAUAUUAAAGAUCCCAAUGGUGUUGGACAAGAGGAAGGUUUUUUCCCGCAUGCGUUCACUAUGAAAGAUGGAACGAGAUUUAGCACUCAACGAGCAUAUAUUUAUCCAGCGGCACGGAGGCCGAAUCUAACCAUCCGACCUUACUCCACUGCCAAUAAAAUAAAGUUUGAUGAUACCAAUCGCGUACAGGGAGUUUACUACGAGACUACAAAGACUGAUGGAUCGCGAGUUACACGAUUUGCAUCUGUCAAUGGGGAAGUGAUAGUCAGCGCGGGAACAUUGGGCUCCGCCAAACUCUUGAUGUUGUCUGGUAUAGGUCCAAAAAUGCAUUUGGCCCUCCAUGAUAUCGCUACGCGCGUAGACUUGCAAGUUGGUCAAGGACUCCAAGAUCAUGCUCUGUUUUUCGUAGGACCAUUUUCCUAUGACAGAAGCAAGACGGCACAACCGAAUUUUGAUGCUGAUCUUAAUGAAGACACCUUACACGAGUUUUUGAAUGGGGGAACAGGCCCAUAUGCUGCAUUUGGUGGAGCUGGUUUAAGUGGCGGUGCACUUAUAGCAAGUUCGUUCGAUACAAAACAUUAUCCGGGUCUCUACUAUAACUUUCAAAAUUUAAAAAUGCGAAACGACACUGCCGACCUCUUCCAAAAAACAUUCGGAUACAAGGACGGCGUUCUACAGAAGUACUAUGCCUCGCUUGUUGGUGAAGAUGUUUUCUUCUUUGUUCUUUCUCUGAAUCUACCAAAGUCUGUGGGACAGGUAAAGCUCAGAAGUAAAAAUCCUCGUCAACGACUUUACAUCGAUCCCAAUUAUCUCGAUGAGAAGCAAGAUGUUCAGACAGUCCUGGAAGGUGUAAAGUUUGCGUUAAAAAUGGCCGAGACUGAAACGAUGAAAAAGAUUGGUGCGAAAUUGACACCAGAAUUAUUCCCCGGAUGUGAAUCGCAUGGUAACUCCGAUAAGGAUAAUGACGCGUAUUGGGAAUGUUACAUUCGACAUGUUACGCAAACAAUGUGGCAUUACACUUCCACCUGCAGAAUGGGAUUUCCACUCGACAAGAAUACAGUAGUUGAUGCCACGUUAAGGGUGGUUGAAACCACAGGACUAAGAGUUAUUGAUAACUCGAUUCAGCCAUCUAUAGUCACAACAAACACAAAUUUGCCUGCUAUACUAAUUGGCGAAGUGGGAUCUCACUUCAUUUUGAAAUAUUACGAGGCAGCGCUAGGUUAUUGAUCUUGUUGAACAUAUCAUUCCUUUGCUACAUUGCACGCAUUUAUGUAUGCGAUGGAAAAUAAAUAAAUUUAUAUUU